AUGAAGUAUAGCAGUCUUGUAGCUUGGGAAGCUUGGGCAAUUAACAAGAAAGGUCCUUAUCACUCUGUUGGAGGCGGAGCCCUACAGGAUGAGAAGGACUCCAACAAGCCAGUGGCAAGCCACACCUCAGCAAAUCAGGGGAGAUCUUUUGUCUCAGCAUCUAAUGUGGCCAAGAGUGUGCUGACCAUCCAGCUGGUGAAGAACUGCUUUGUGUCCGACUAUGACCCCACCGUUGAAGAUUCCUGCCAUACCCAGUUGGUGGUGGAUGGCAAGACCUGCCAGAUGGACAUCAUAGACAGCACGGGCAACGAGGAGCAGCUGGCCCAGCGCCAGGAGUUCAUGCACCGCGGGGAGGGCUUCCUCUGCAUGUAUGCAGUGGACGACAUCAAGUCCUUGGUGGAUGUGAACAUCUUCUGUGACCAGCUGCUCGAGGUGAAGGACGCUGACCGUGCUCCCUUUAUCCUUGUGGACAAUAAGGCCGACCAGACCGAUGGCCUGGCGACCCCGGAGCUGGGUCCGGAAGUGGCCGAGAGCUUCACAGUCCCUUUUGUGGAGACCUCGGCCAAGAUUCGGAAAGGUGUGGAACAGGCCUUCCAGGAGAUGGUCCGAGAGAUGCGGAGGCCCCGCAAUGAGGAGCCCAAACGGCAGCCUGAUACUGGGCAGAAUGGUGGCUGCCGCUGUGCAAUCCAGUGA
Messenger RNA from Trichosurus vulpecula (common brushtail), 693 nucleotides. RefSeq names its product GTPase NRas-like. The record is from RefSeq and is a predicted model, not a curated record. Lineage: Eukaryota; Metazoa; Chordata; Mammalia; Diprotodontia; Phalangeridae. The transcript is spliced from 2 exons. The coding region runs from base 1 to 693 and encodes 230 amino acids. Gene Ontology annotation, biological process: Ras protein signal transduction. Gene Ontology annotation, cellular component: plasma membrane. Gene Ontology annotation, molecular function: GTPase activity; GTP binding; GDP binding.